Molecule: messenger RNA, 2060 nt
Organism: Sodiomyces alkalinus F11
Lineage: Eukaryota; Fungi; Ascomycota; Sordariomycetes; Glomerellales; Plectosphaerellaceae
Product: autophagy protein Apg6
Exons: 2
Coding region: 96-1607 (503 amino acids)
Biological process (GO): cellular response to nitrogen starvation; autophagy; autophagosome assembly
Cellular component (GO): phagophore assembly site; phosphatidylinositol 3-kinase complex, class III, type I; phosphatidylinositol 3-kinase complex, class III, type II
Source: RefSeq, a predicted model, not a curated record
CCAUUUCCCGUCACCAAACACUUCUCCCAUCUCUCACAAAUGACUUCAGCACCAUCAUGAUAACUCGGUAUUGUCUGGACUCAUAACAACAAACCAUGUACUGCCAAAAAUGCCGGGCGCCUCUCAAGGUCGACAGCUCACUGGAAGAUCUGAACCCUGCUGCCUAUGAUCUCCUGAUAGCCUCCUCUUCCCAGCAACCGCCAAAGAAACUGCACUCCUCCAGGCCGUCAUAUCCCCAAGACCAGCAGCGCAAAGCCAUCUACGAUAGAGCCUCCCAGAAUGCGGGCCACCCAACCAUCAAGCGUACCGCAGUUGGUGCGCCAUCACAGCGAGAUGCCACCAUGUCCUUCAUCUACCUCACCGAGUCGCAAGUCACACAACCGACCCCCCCGCGAGCCAAUAACUCUUCCCAUCCCACCUCUCCUCGGGCCACUCAACACGGGGGCAAGGUGAACCGGGAGAAUGGCGUGCCCAAGGGCUACGAGAUGGAGCGCGUCAACAAGCUCUUCGAGAUCCUCUCCUCGCGCUCCGACAUGGACCACCCCGUCUGCGUCGAGUGCACCGAGAUGCUCGUCGACGGCCUGCAGAAGAAGCUCGAGACCGCGACGAAGGAGAGGGACGCCUACGUCUCGUUCCUCAAGCAGGUGCAGGCCAACCAACCGAGCGAGGACGACAUCCAAGCCCAGCAGGAGGCGCUAUCCAGGGCCAAGCAGGAAGAAGCUGACGCGAUGGGCGAGCUGCGCCGGCUCGAGAAGGAGAAGGCCGCCGUGGACCGGGAGAUGGCCGCGCUGGAAGAAGAGGCGAGGGCGCUGGACCGGGAGGAGGAGAAGUUCUGGCGCGAGCGCAACGCCUUCACCACCAAGCUGUCCGAGUUCCAGAACGAGCGCGACAGCGUCAACUCCAAGUACGACCACGACGCGCGCCUCCUCGAGAAGCUCCAGCGCUCCAACGUCUACAACGACACCUUCUGCAUCAGCCACGACGGCACCUUCGCCACCAUCAACGGCCUCCGCCUCGGCCGCCUCUCCAGCAGCCAGCCGGUCGACUGGCCCGAGAUCAACGCCGCCUGGGGCCACGCCCUCCUCCUCCUCGUCACCGUCGCCGAGAAGCUCGAUUACCGCUUCGACGGCCUCGAGCCCCUGCCCAUGGGCAGCACCUCGCGCAUCAUCCGCUACGAGCUUCCCUCGCCUGCCGCCUCCAGCCGUCUCGUCGGUGGUGCCAGCCAGCGCGGCGUCGCCCCCGUACAGCCGCUGCCGCUGCCGCCGCCGCCGCCGCCGCCCAAGAAACACGUCCUCGAGCUGUACUCCACCGGCGACCUGCCGCUCCUGACCUUCAUGCACCGCAAGUUUGAUAACGCCAUGGUUGCCUUCCUGGAACUGGUCCGCCAGCUGGGCGCCUUCGUCCACCGCCAGACCGCCGCCGAGGGCCACCCGCUCACCCUCCCUUACAAGAUCGAGGGCGACCGCAUCCACGACGUGAGCAUCAAGCUUGGCAUGGCUCAGGAUGAAGGCUGGACCAAGGCGUGCAAGCUCACUCUGACCUGCUGUAAGUUUUUGCUGGCUCAUGCGAGUAAUGUCAACUCUAGCGCUAGGAGCUCGGGGACUUGAUUCCGGUCGUAUUGUCUUGCUUUCUCUUUUUUUUUUUUCUUUUUCCUCUUUCUACGUGUAUGCACAAGGAAGCCUGGCGUUCGGGAAAGGAGUCAUCAUGCUAUCGGGAAUCCGGGUGUCAUCUGUGUUGGAGGGACGGGCGUUCAAACAUGACAUGAAUCGGGUCGAAUCUUCACUUCUAGGGCAAACACGCAGGGGCAUUCUCAGUUAGUAGGCUCAUGGCAGAGGGCUGGAUAGCGAAUUCUGCCAAGACGAAGCGGUUAUGUGUUUUUCAGUGCUGGCUUGAUUCAAAGCAACCUCUUGUCUCCUCUUGUCUCCUCCUGCGACCUCCCUGGGAAUAUGGGUAUACCCCUUAUCCCCUGAGCCAUGGGAUGGAGGGCGGGUAUUGCUACGGUUAUUUUCUUAUCUCACAUCUAGAAUUAUGUCGCUCUGGAGAAACAAAGCCACCGCUUC